Lodderomyces elongisporus is the source of this 327-nucleotide messenger RNA. RefSeq names its product SAGA histone acetyltransferase complex subunit (gene SGF11). The record is from RefSeq and is a predicted model, not a curated record. The transcript has 2 exons. Bases 1 to 327 code for a protein of 108 amino acids. Lineage: Eukaryota; Fungi; Ascomycota; Pichiomycetes; Serinales; Debaryomycetaceae.
AUGGCCAAUGAAAAUGUCACAUAUGGAAUGGUAGCAAAUUCACUACUAGAUGACAUGAUAAAUAAUAUUAUAAGGAACCAGGUUGUGACUCAUUUUGCCGACCAUGCUUGUAUGGCACAAGCAACUGUUUCAAUCCCUGAAUUGGAUAAGUUGGCGACAAACUUGCAACUGGCAGAUACCAAUAAGGAUAUCUUUGGUCAGGAUAGGAGCAAACUCAAGGGAAUAGAGGCGUCACGAUAUUUUUCGUGUGACAAUUGUGGGAGAAAGAUUGCAGGAGGAAGGUUUGCUCAACAUAUUAAUAAAUGUUUGGAUAGAAAGAGGAAGUGA